Messenger RNA from Balaenoptera acutorostrata (minke whale), 6503 nucleotides. RefSeq names its product glypican 6 (gene GPC6). The record is from RefSeq and is a predicted model, not a curated record. NCBI's taxonomy places the organism in Eukaryota, Metazoa, Chordata, Mammalia, Artiodactyla, Balaenopteridae. Gene Ontology annotation, biological process: cell migration; regulation of protein localization to membrane; regulation of signal transduction. Gene Ontology annotation, cellular component: cell surface; synapse; plasma membrane. The transcript has 9 exons. Bases 635 to 2302 code for a protein of 555 amino acids.
CCUCCAGUGUCUGUCUCCAGGAUUUCUCUCUCCCUAUUUCAGGAGGACUCUCACAGGCUCCCUCAGCCUGUGUGAAGCUGAGGUUUCCCCUGGAUCCCGUAUAUCCCCAACACAUACCUCCACGCACACGCAGCCCCAAGAACCCCGCGCUCACACCGACACACACUCGCACGCGCACACCCUCGCGGCCGCCUGUCCAUCUCCCUCCCGGGAGAGCCGGCGCGCGUCCCCACCUUCGCCGCACACUCCCGCGAGCCGAGCUCGCCGCGCGCUAGAAUUCUGCGGCUCGGAACUCGGAUCGCAGCUCUCAACCCCCAUGGUGGUUUUCUAAACAUUUCUUUUCCUCCUCUUUCUCGUUUUUUAUUGCACCGUUUUCGGUCUGGGGGGCCAGAGCAGCAAGGCGGCUGCUUUCCCAGCCAGCCCUGGUUGGCUUGCCAUCCUCCAUCAGGCUUAUAAAAGUUUGCUGAGCGUAGUCCAGAGGGCUGCGCUGCUCGUCCCCUCGGCUGGCGGAAGGGGGUGACGCUGGGCAGCGGCGAGGAGCGCGCCGCCGGCUCUGGCGGGCUUUCGGCUUGAGGGGCAAGGUGAAGAGCGCACGGGUCCCGGGGUUCACCGAGCUGGAUUUGCAUGUUGCACCAUGCCUUCUUGGAUCGGGGCUGUGAUUCUUCCCCUCUCCGGGCUGCUGCUGUCCCUCCCGGCCGGCGCGGAUGUGAAGGCUCGGAGCUGCGGCGAGGUCCGCCAGGCGUACGGUGCCAAGGGAUUCAGCCUGGCGGACAUCCCCUACCAGGAGAUAGCAGGGGAACACUUAAGAAUCUGUCCUCAGGAGUACACGUGCUGCACCACGGAAAUGGAAGACAAGCUAAGCCAGCAAAGCAAACUGGAGUUUGAAAACCUGGUGGAGGAGACGAGUCACUUUGUGCGCACCACUUUCGUGUCCAGGCACAAGAAAUUUGACGAAUUUUUCCGAGAGCUUCUGGAAAAUGCAGAGAAGUCACUAAAUGAUAUGUUUGUACGGACCUAUGGCAUGCUGUACAUGCAGAAUUCGGAAGUGUUCCAGGACCUCUUCACAGAGCUAAAAAGAUACUACACCGGGGGCAAUGUGAAUCUGGAGGAGAUGCUCAAUGACUUCUGGGCUCGGCUCCUGGAACGAAUGUUUCAGCUGAUCAACCCACAGUAUCACUUCAGCGAGGACUACCUGGAGUGCGUGAGCAAAUACACGGACCAGCUGAAGCCAUUUGGAGAUGUUCCCCGGAAGCUGAAAAUUCAGGUCACUCGCGCCUUCAUUGCUGCUCGGACAUUUGUCCAGGGGCUGACCGUGGGCAGAGAAGUUGCAAAUCGAGUUUCCAAGGUGAGCCCGACCCCAGGCUGCAUCCGUGCGCUCAUGAAGAUGCUGUACUGCCCUUACUGUCGGGGACUCCCCACGGUGAGACCAUGCAACAACUACUGCCUCAAUGUCAUGAAGGGCUGCCUGGCAAAUCAGGCUGAUCUCGACACCGAGUGGAAUCUGUUUAUAGAUGCAAUGCUCUUGGUGGCAGAGCGGCUGGAAGGACCAUUCAACAUUGAGUCGGUCAUGGACCCAAUAGAUGUCAAGAUCUCUGAAGCCAUCAUGAACAUGCAAGAGAACAGCAUGCAGGUGUCUGCAAAGGUCUUUCAGGGAUGUGGCCAACCCAAACCUGCUCCAGCCCUCAGAUCUGCUCGCUCAGCUCCCGAAAAUUUUAAUACACGGUUCAGGCCUUACAAUCCUGAGGAAAGACCAACCACUGCUGCAGGCACAAGCUUGGACCGGCUGGUCACAGACAUAAAAGAGAAACUGAAGCUCUCUAAAAAGGUCUGGUCGGCAUUGCCCUACACCAUCUGCAAGGACGAGAGUGUGACGGCGGGCACGUCCAACGAAGAGGAAUGUUGGAACGGGCACAGCAAAGCCAGAUACUUGCCUGAGAUCAUGAACGAUGGGCUGACCAACCAGAUCAACAACCCCGAGGUGGACGUGGACAUCACACGGCCCGACACGUUCAUCAGGCAGCAGAUCAUGGCUCUCCGUGUGAUAACCAACAAACUGAAGAACGCGUAUAACGGCAAUGACGUCAACUUCCAGGACACGAGUGAUGAAUCCAGCGGCUCGGGGAGUGGCAGUGGGUGCAUGGAUGAUGUGUGUCCUACGGAGUUUGAGUUUGUCACCACAGAGGCCCCGGCAGUGGACCCUGACAGGAGAGAAGUAGACUCUUCUGCAGCCCGCCUGGAACACUCCCUCCUCUCAGGGUCUCUCGUCUGCAUCGCCCUGGCGUGGCAGAGACUGUGCAGAUAAUCCUGGGAUUUUGGUCAGAUGAAACUGCAUUUUAGCUAUUUGGACGGCCAACUCACUUCUUUUCUUACACUCUUGGACAAUGGACCAUGCCACAAACGCUUACCGUUUUCUAUGAGAAGAGAGCAGUGCUGCACUAUGCCUCCCUUUUUGUUUUCCCAAAGAGCACCGGGUGCCAGACUGGACUGCUUCCUCUUUCCUUCAGCUGUCAUCUGUGGGAAACUUGUUUAUUCUAGAGAAUUCUUACUCAAAUCUUUCGUACCAGGAGAUUUUCUUACCUUCAUUUGCUUUUAUGCUGCAGAAGUGAAGGAAUCUCACGUUGUGAGUUUUUUAUUUUUUUCCCCAUUUAAAAAAAAUAGGAAGAAAAUAAUUUUCCUCGCAAAAUCAGGCCAAACCCCAAGACAACUGCAUUUUCAACAAAGAAGCAAACGAGAAAAAUAAAAGAGCUUUAACGUUGUAAGUUUGGCGUUGCCAGCCAACUCCCAGUGUGAGCUUUUCUGUGACAAAUCAGGUUUACAAAAUGCUUAUGUGGAGAAGGUUUGAAAUUUUUUUUAAUGUAGUGAAAAUACACUGUUGUCUUGGAGGUCUUGCACGCUAACCAUACAAUGCCAAGCUGAUUCAGAGGUACUGAUAGGAAAUUUAGAACUCCAUCUUUAAUCUGAGAGUAAAAUGUGCUACAACUCAGCACCUGUCUCUCACCCUGCCCGAUUUCAAUUUCAGUAAUAGCACCAUUUUCCUUAAUUCUCUUAACGUCUGACCACUGUAUCCAAUUGGCACAGAUUUCUCCCUUCGUCUCCAGUUACUAGUGGACACCCUCAUGAAUUCAUCCUCCUCAAGGGUCUGAAAUGAAAAUAAUCUUCAACCAUACAAUUGCUUUGCUUUAGCCACAGGCUUGACGUGAAUUAGAUGUUUCUGCCCGUGCUCAUUACCCUCCCAAAAGAAGAGUUCCUUUAAUGAACCGAUAAACAAUUCGAUCCAUAAGUGAGUUUUCAUUUUUAACUAUUUGCUUUGUGUCAGUUGGUUUCUGCAUCACAAGGGCAUUCUCUUACAAAAUAACUCACAACAACAACAAAAAACUCAAGACAAAAAAUAUAUAUAUAUAGUAUUGACAUGGAGAUUUCUUUCACUUUUUUAGUCUUAGUAUGAUCAUCUAUUUUUAUAUCUAUAUAUAUAUAAAUCACAGAUUUUAACUUCUUAAUUCCAAGCUCAGGGUUGACACACCUUUGUAACGAAAAUGUUUUGUCAACCAGCUCUUCUUGUUUUGUGCUGCUCAGAGAAGGGAUUCCUCAAUGAUCUGUGAGCACCAAGAAUCAAGAAAGAGAACUUUUUACGUAUCUAACCGUCCAUUUAUUAAAAGUUUGCCAGGGCACACCCUUCUCACAUGAGCAUGUUUUGUCCUGGGUGCUCCAGACUGUAUCGAACGCAUGGGCAGAGCCGUGGGUGUGCAGAACUUUACUGGUCAUGGAAACCGUAUGCGCAAGGAACGUGAUUCACACAAAACCAUUGCUUUCGGUACGACGCCUUCAGCCUAGGAUUCCUGCUUGGCACUUGGAGAAAUAUCCUAAUUCAAGAGGCUGAUUUGGAGCCUAACUGAUCCGCCAGGUGUGCCAAAGUCAGGCACUAUGCUCCUCCUGACAGAAGCAAAAUAAACUAACCUGGGGCUUUAUGAAUACCAUUGGCUAUCCAUGUGUUUUUUGGUUUUUAUGAUGUAUCUGGGGUUGGGAAAAGUAAUGUUUCAAGACACCAUAGUACGCCAGUCACAUGUUAAUCAACCCAUUGGCAGUCAUGACAUAUCAAUGGUAUUUUUCGAUCUCCGUACUCAUCAAAAUUAUAAUUAGUUAUUGAUUUAGUCAUCACAUUUAGGUAGAACACAUGCGGCACAAUAGUAUUAAGUAUACUUGAGCACUUUUGCAAAACAAAGUAUUUAGAAGCAUCUCUUGCUAUUGUAUGCCUAACGAAAUACGGAAUGUAGGAUUCUGAGAGAUUUUGUGGCAUCUUUUCAUUUAAAUCUUUAUGAAAUUAAUACAAUCUAAUUCAGCAUUACAUACUUCUAGAAAACCAUUCAUUUCACUGCCAAACUUUGGCUUCCUAUCACCAGUUACACAUAAAACAUCUCUAUGAAGGACCAGUCAUUUAUGUUGCUCAUUGUGUUGUAUGUUCAGAAAUCAGUAUUGUCUUUCUCCAGUAAUUAAGGUGCAAUACAAAUUAAAUCAAUCUUGAUUUUCCAAAAUAUUUGAGUCAUAACUUGUUUUUAUAGCUUUAAGCUCCAAGUCUUUCCUUUUUAAAAUAUAUCUGCAUUGUUUUCUGUGAAAUAGAUCAGAAUGCCUUGUUUUCCCUGUACUUUCACCCCCAAAGGGUUUUGUGCAUGUAUGUGAAUACACAUUAUAUUAAUGAAUGUGAACCCAUGUUCUAUAAACACUAACCACACAGACAAUAUAUAAAUGCCUGCUUCAUCUGUUUCAACACCUUCGUUAACGAUACUAUUCACAUUGGUGAGCUAUAGUGAUCUAGAUGAGCCAGGCAGAGAACUGAAUCCACUGUCAGUUAAUGAUGCCACAGUAUCAGUCACCUGCAUGGAUGUGGUCAAAAUAUUAUUCAAAUUGUACUUCCUGGUUUUUAUCAUCAUCCUACGAUGUCAUAUGAUUUUCAGACUAAUUUCACAUGGGAAUUUUUUGUGCCCUAAGGGAAUUAGUUUGAUCUAGUUAACCCAUUUCAGUAAGUGUUUUGGAAUCUCCCCCUCCCCUCACCAAAUUAAUUUCUCUCGUUUUAGCGUAGUGAUAGGGGAGGCAACGAUGCGCGAUUAUUUUUCCUGACCUGUCCUCAUUUGCUUUGAUGUCCCCUAAAUUCUGUAAUCACAUCAUCACCUCUGUUAUGAGUAGAGAGGGAUGGGCUCACUGAAAUCGGAUGCUAGGAAUCGUUGGGCGAUGCUUAUAACUGCAAACACUUAGCUUAUUGAAGUGCCUCUAUUUACAUGUUCUUUAGUUAUAAUAUGUAUUUUUCUAACAGAAAUACACGUCUGUAAUUGGUGUAUAUUAUACUUUGUAUACCUUAUAACAAAAGCUAAACAGAGGCUAAAGUCUUUAGCAGAGAAGAAUAGAUUGCAAAUUCACGAGUUUGAGCUCCACUUCUGGUUCUGUGUUGAGGGACAGCCACGACAGCCUUCUCUCGUUUGGAUGAAGGUCAAGUCGGGACUUUGAUUAGAGCCAUCAUAGAACAUUAGCUCUAGCAAUCUGAAUCCCUUACAGUGACUUACCCAGAUCGAUAUCUUUUGUUACCUGCUUUAGUUGUAAGGGAUAGAUAGAUAAUACUACUUUGUCUACACUGAAAAACACAACUAUUCAUUGGUAAGCAGUAGGAAUUAUAAAAGUAGCGUUCUAUAAAUCAGACACACUGAAAAUAUUAUUGGACGCAGAAGCCUGAUAUUUAAUUUAUAUUCCCUGCUGCAGACAUUAGCCUACUUUAAUUCUUUAGCCAUUACGUACAUGUUUUGGCUACACACUGAACACCAACUAAAGUCCCCAAGGAGGAAUAAAACCUUAGCAAUUCCUGAGUUGUGAUUCUUUUACUACUUCUCUUUGCAAGGCUAAUUACCAGGUGGUUUGAUUAAAGGUGGAAGGGUUAGCAAAUGCAAGUUUUGACUUAUCCAAAAUUUGCAGAAAUUCAAACUCAUUUUCAUUUACUUACAGUCACUAACAAAUCUGACUUCUAACUUUAAAAAAAAAAAAAAGGGAGGGGAGGGGCACUUUAGCUUUGCCAACAGAAGAGUAAGGAGACCAUAACUUACAAAUUUGCAAUGUGUUCCUCCUCGGUGGAGACAUUAGCCAGUGUUUAGUUUUAGGCCAAGUUCUACAAAGAGAGUAUUGAUUUGCAUGCAUUCUGGAGCCUUGCUAUAACACAGUUUGCUACAGCACAGGACUCAGCCUAGCAUGGGGCUAUUUGAGCCUCAGUGAAAGUUGAAAAGUACUGGAAUCUUUGACAUUGCCUUGUAAUGAGGUACUUCUGUGAAAAGACACCUCAAGAUGGCGUAGUAGUGAGGUCUCUGUGUGCAUAUGCAUAACAUAUAUGCAGGACAAAUGUGUGCACCAAUCAAACCUAAAAUUUUAUGUGACUGUCAAAUGAAUAUUAUUUGGGUUAAGAUUUUUUUCAUUUCUGAUUUGGAUAGAAAAUUGCUAUUAAUCUUGUAUUAAAAUAGUUUUUAAAAAUC